This is a messenger RNA of Dracunculus medinensis (Guinea worm), 651 nucleotides long. NCBI's taxonomy places the organism in Eukaryota, Metazoa, Nematoda, Chromadorea, Rhabditida, Dracunculidae. The record is from the annotation of a GenBank genome assembly.
AUGAUGGGAAUAUUUGGGCAAAGUAAAAAACCUGAUACAAAAGAACAAGUGCGUGAACUGCAACGUAAAAUGCGAGUAGAAUUACGUCAACUCGAUAGGCAGAUUCACGCAAUCGAGCGGGAAGAAAUCAAGGUGAAAAAACAAAUAAAAGAAGCAGCGAAGAAAGGUGAUCGUGAUGUUUGCAUUGUAUUGGCAAAAUCUAUGCUUCAAUCGAGAAAGGCUGUAUCAAAGAUUCAUGCAACUAAAGCGCAAAUUAAUUCGGUGAUAAUGGGUAUUCAACAACAGUUAUCGACUAUGAGAAUGGCUGGUACAUUACAGCAAUCUACAGAAAUAAUGAAAAGUAUGCAGCAGUUAAUUAAGGUGCCUGAGAUAAUGGCAACAAUGCGCGAAUUAUCGAGAGAAAUGAUGAAAAUCGGUAUAAUCGAUGAAAUGAUUGAAGAAACAAUGGAAAGUAUGGAACCAGAAGAACUAGAAGAAGAAGCACAGUCCGAAGUUGACAAGAUUCUUUUUGAAAUUACUGCUGGUGAACUUGGCAAAGCACCAUCUGCAGCAGUUGAUUCGCUUAUUGCUCCUGAGCAAGUUGCUGUUUCAGAAAUUCAGGCUGUCGACUUUGAAGAAAUGAAAAUGCGAUUAAAUUCAUUGAAAAAUUAA